GCUGUUGUUGGGUGUGUGUGUGCGGAAACUGACAGGUAGGCUGCUGUCGUCCUUACGCGAGCUAUAGGCAAUGCAGUGAACGGAUAUACUCAAUAUUCUAUGAGGUUCGUGCUUAAAAACGAGAUGUCUUAUUAGCUGGGCCCAAAAUAAGUUGCCUGGUGAAUGUGGGUUAAGAGGCAGCAGGAAAAAAAACUGUAAAUACAACUGUCAGCUUGCCGGGAAAGACGACCACACCAACCGGCUUCCGGGGAUUCAGGGGCCGCAUCGAUUGACGGCAAUCGUCGGCGCGUUGCUAGGGGGGAUAGUGGCGAACCACAUCAUCGCCAGUAAUCAACCUCUAUAUUUCAGCGACUUUCGAGAUGUCAAGAAAGCUUCAAAGGACAGAAGUCUGUGCUGACUGCAGUGCGCCAGAUCCUGGCUGGACCAGUAUCAACCGAGGGGUCCUGAUCUGUGAUGAAUGCUGUUCUGUCCAUCGCAGCUUAGGCCGGCACAUCUCCAUAGUCAAGCAUCUGAGGCACAGUGGAUGGCCUCCUGCACUACUGCAGAUGGUUCAGACUUUGGCGAGUAAUGGGGCCAACUCCAUAUGGGAACACAGUCUCCUCGACCCUGCUCAGGUGCAAAGUGGGCGCAGGAAACCCAACCCCCAGGACAAAGUCCAUCCAACCAAGUCAGAGUUCAUCAGAGCCAAAUACCAGAUGUUGGCAUUUGUGCACAAGCUGCCCUGCCGUGAAGAUGAUGGUGUAACUACCAGGGACCUCAGUAAGCAACUUCACUCCAGUGUACGGACAGGGAGUUUAGAGACCUGCCUUCGACUCCUAUCCCUCGGUGCUCAAGCCAACUUCUUCCACCCGGAAAAGGGCACUACACCGCUCCAUGUGGCAGCGAAGGCAGGCCAGAUCCUGCAAGCCGAGCUUCUAGUAGUGUAUGGUGCAGAUCCUGGAGCACCUGACAUUAAUGGCCGCACACCUAUGGACUAUGCAAGGCAGGCGGGCCAUAUAGAGCUUGCAGAAAGGCUUGUAGAGUGCCAGUAUGAACUGACAGACAGACUUGCAUUUUACCUGUGUGGACGCCGACCAGAUCACAAAAAUGGCCAUUAUAUCAUUCCUCAAAUGGCAGACAGAGCUCGUCCUAAGUGCCCAACUCAGAGUCUUGACCUCUCAGAGUUGGCAAAAGCUGCCAAGAAGAAACUCCAAGCGCUCAACAAUCGACUGUUCGAGGAGCUUGCAAUGGAUGUCUAUGAUGAGGUGGAUCGCAGAGAAAAUGAUGCGGUGUGGCUUACAACCCAGAACCACAGCACUCUGGUAACAGAACGCAGCGCAGUGCCCUUCCUACCAGUCAAUCCUGAAUACUCAGCCACACGCAACCAGGGCCGUCAGAAGCUGGCCCGUUUCAAUGCUAGGGAGUUUGCCACACUCAUCAUCGACAUCCUGAGUGAUGCCAAAAGAAGACAACAGGGGAAAGGUCUCAGCAGCCCUACAGACCCAUUAGAUCUGGCAAUUGAUGAUGAUCAGCAUGACUACGACAGUGUAGCCUCUGAUGAAGAUACAGACAGUGAGCUGACCACUCAGAACAACAACAACACACAACGCAGCAACCGUGCAAAGAGUAUGGACUCUUCAGACUUAUCAGAUGGCCCGAUCACACUGCAGGAAUACUUAGAGGUGAAGAAGGCUCUAGCCUCCUCAGAAGCUAAGGUACAGCAGCUGAUGAAGGUCAACAACAAUCUGAGUGAGGAGCUACGACGGCUUCAAAAGGAGAUCACACGGAUGCAGACUGAGAACAGCGUGCUGCGGGGGUGCCAGCAGGCUGGGGGCUCAGCUGGCUAUGGGGUAGGGGUGCCUGGUGGAGGAGGAGGGGUAGGAGGACAGUUGCAAGGCAUCGGGAUGAGGGGGGGGAUAGAUGGAGGGGGUCUGGGUGGGUUUGGACCAGGAGUGGACCCCCCUGUACUCUCUGUGCCCUUUUCGGCUGUCCCCCACUCCUAUCACCACCGGAGGGACCGCCAGGCAUUCUCCAUGUAUGAGCCAGGGGCGGCCCCGAACCCCACGGCCCAGGGUACCCCAGCCCUGGACUCCCUGGCAGCCCGCCUGCAGCCCCUCAACACACCCAGCGUAAGGAGGGGUGGUACCGGGAGUCAAACAGCUUUUGGAGGCCAGCAUCUAUCUGGAUCUACAGAGAUUGGGAGAUACAUGGUCCCUAAACUGGAAAAGCAUGGCAGUGGCACUGACAGUGACUAUGACAACACACAAAUGUACGAACAAACACUAAGUAUGGGCCGCAGCAGUGAGGAGGAAGGUCGUGGGGAGUCUGAGGAGGGAGGAGGUCGAGAGGUUGGGGAGCCAGAUCCCACCCUGCCCUGCACAGAGGAUGUCAUACUUAAGACUGAGCAGGUCACCAAGAACAUCCAGGAGCUGCUGAGGGCCGCUCAGGAGUUCCAGCACGACAGCUUUGUCCCAUGUUCUGAGAAGAUUCACUCUGCAGUCACAGAGAUGGCCUCACUCUUCCCCAAACGCCCAGCACUGGAUGCAGUCCACUGCUCCCUCCGCCUCUUGGCUUCCAGUGCCUCACGGUUGCAGUUGGAAUGCCGUAAGGCAGCUCCGUCAGAGCCCGGGGCACCUGCAGUAGACUACCAACUUCUAACUCAGCAGGUCAUCCAGUGCGCCUACGACAUUGCCAAGGCAGCCAAGCAACUGGUCACCAUCACCACUCGUGAGAAGAAACAGUGAUGCAGACAACACUAUCUCUCCCAAAGGGAUGGACAGAUGGAGAAGAGAGCGAGAGAAUGGAUCAAUGCAUGAGUAUGUGGGAAGGGAGGCAUUUAAGAUAAGGAAAGAUCUGUGAUAUUAUGGCAUUAUAGAUUGGACCAGGAAGAUGGAGAGAAUGAAAGGAUGACCCAAUGAAGCAUGGAAAGAUAGGAAGAUGAAUGGAGAAGGAAUCUGAUGGAAGGCAAGUAGGUUGAUAUUUUAGAAGUCACACCAUAGACAAGAGGAAAAGGUCAAAUUCACAAGUGUAGAAGUGAAAGUAGGAAAGGAUAAAUGGAAGGAUCCAACAUGAGACUAUGGCUCGCUGCAACCAUAAACUGUUGGAAUCAAAUGUGUUUAAUAAUCCGCUUAAACUGUGAUAAGCAUUCAUGGAAUAUAAAUACAAUGUUGAUAUAAAGUGAACUGGAUUCUAAGAUGUGGCCGCUUUAUUUAUUCUCAGCUGUCACUGGUCAGCCUUCCCCCUCCCCGUUAACCAGAACUAUUGAUAAAGGAAUGAAUGUAUGGUAUGAAAGAGGAACAGUUGGACCAACCAUGACAUACUCACACCUUCUCCAUCCCUCUGUCCACUGAGGAGUAAGGACAUGUUCAUACUCCUGCCUCUCUCUCUCUCUCUCUCUCUCUCUCUCUCUCUCUCUCUCUCUCUCUCUCUCUCCUCUCCUCUCCUCUCCUCUCUCUCCAAUAAUGAGACAUGAAGAGUGUGCAGUGCAGAGUCAAACCUCUGAUCAACACCCCGAACAUAUGCUGGAACAUAAGCUUUUCUCUGACACGUCAUCCGAUGACCCGGUGUUAUUGUUGGUAACCUGCAUGAUCUGUUAUGUUUUAUCUUCGUUCCUCUCUUUUCUUUACGUUUGUUUUUUUUAACUUUUGAAUAAGCAGAUUAGUUUGGUCUGCACCUCUGGGGAGAAAAUGUAUGCUUUACACAAACACUUACACUGGAGUUAUUGAGAUGUAUUGUUGUUUAUUUGUAUCUAUAGUUUUACAGAAUGUCAUUUUGAUUCAUCUCUUCCUGUAUGAUUAUUUUAUUGUCUCUAAUAUGAUACUCAUUUGCAGAAAUAGGGAGAAAGAUGGUGAGCAUGUGCAAAGCCUCUUACUAGGAUUAAAGUAAACUUGCACGCAUAUACACAUAAAGUUACAACCUGUGAAUGGUCCUUACAAAUUCUCAUGCACUACUUUUCUGAGUGACAGUUGUGAUAUGUCGUGUGCCAAAGAGGUUGUACAGUUGCCAAAGAACAAAGAAAGGAUGGAAGAGCAGAUUUGUUGUUUGGUUUUGAUUUCCCUUCAUACUGUAACCUCUUGGUGCAUUUUUACAGGACCUUGAUCAAAACCUUUUGUUUUCAUGUAUCCUCAGCUGUCAUUUUGGAUUUAUUUUAUAAAUUGCCUCAUUUAAUUGAACCAGUGGAAUCAUCUCAGAAUCAGUCUGUUAUUUAUUUUUGCUGAGCAACACAAUAAAUUUUGUCCAGUUUGCUUAUGGUGUUUAUCCUCCCUUGUUAUGCUAUACAAUUUUUUUUUUUUACAUGUUGAAUUUGCUUUUGGGUGCUUGUAUUACACAGCAGUCAUCAUUUGCAAGUAUGGAAACACUAUAAAGUUGAUACUGUACAUAAACGUGUAUGUUACACUGGAGAAGAUACUCCCAAAUUGAAUUGGAUUUUGCUGCCUUAAGGGUACUUGAUAACAUCUGUGAUGGAUACAUUUAGGCUUGGACUCUUCGGAAAGCACAAUCAAGAUCUUGUCUGUCAUUGCCUUCUGAACUGGUUCUCAGAGAUACUAGUUGUUUCUUCUAGCUUCUAGCUGUGUUUGAACUCUGCCAGUUGGGGACAAAGCAUACCAUUUUUUUUCCUGAAGAUGCUCUCAUUUUUACGCUUCAAAUGUUGUUUUGCUGUGCUGAACAAUUUUUGUCACACCUGUUAAAAAAGGAAGCUCAUGGCAUCUAGCAACGCUCCCCUACUUCUGAUUUGACCUCUCACCGUCUCCAUUGAUUGGACGAUGGUUUCUCAAAGUGUUUGUGGCUUCAUUAGUUAUUUUGCAAUGGUCUGUUGUAAAUCAUGCCCUGUAGUCAAGUGUUCACUGUAGAUGAAAUUUACUUGCAUGAACUUUCCCUCAGUGCAUCUAAAAAACUGUUUUACUUGUAUGACUGCCUUUAAGACAAACUCUUAGACUGAUGCUCGACAACCUUCAGCACUUCUCUGUGCACUUACUUCCUCUUUUGUUUUUUCUUUCCAUCUUUUUUUUCCCCAUUACGUCAGGUCAAUGACUGUCAUUGUUCCUCAGUGUGGUACAUGUUUCGCCAUAGGGAAGGUUUAAUAUCUUUUCUGUUUCCUUAAAAGACAGAACACAUCCAGAAGACUAUGGAAAUGUAUUCUUGUUGAAUAUCAAAUCAACAUCAUCAUCUCUGUGUAAAUGAGUUCCAGUGGUAUGCUGCAUUAAGACGGGGCAGGAGAAAAGAUUGUCCCUUACGAUGAUUGCCGCAGUUUAUGGAAUAGAGCAAUUUAUACAAACUCAGAUUUUCAUGUUAUUUUGUAUUCUUUAGGGUUUUAUCUGCAAGAUCAUUGUUUCUGUUUUGGCUGAAGUAGGCUUUGGUUGUCUAUUGACCAAACCUUCGAUUGACUCCCACGUCUAUAUGUAUUUGUAUUUAUUUAAAGUCUUGAGUAUACUGUGGCAUUACCUCCUUGUGUUGUAAGAUUGUACUUAUUAAGGAUCCUAGCAGAAUCCAGAGGGAGUGAAAAAUGAGAAAUGUUUGAUUCAUGUGAUUAUCAAGCAGCUGGGUGAAGUAGGAUUUGAUGGUUUGAUUUGGAAUGGGUCAGAACAGGUCUGAAGCAGUCUUUCUUUUAAAACAACAUACAGUUUCAGAGGAAGCUCUAAAAUGUAAAUGACCUUCGGGUGACUCCAGAGAAAAUGUGAAAGCUUCCGUGGGUUCAUGUUUGAUGCACUUUCUACACCUUUAUCAUUCUAUCCCCCUUCAAAACCCACAACCUCAACUCAUUUUUUUUUAAAAAGAUUAUAUAAAAGUAGAGAAAACAAUAACUUAGAGGUCAAUCGUAAUGGAAACUCAUAAGCUGUACAUUUGUAAUAAAAUAGUAAAACAA
Labrus bergylta (ballan wrasse) is the source of this 5842-nucleotide messenger RNA. It is a transcript of the gene git1, whose product is annotated as G protein-coupled receptor kinase interacting ArfGAP 1. Gene Ontology annotation, biological process: regulation of ARF protein signal transduction; regulation of G protein-coupled receptor signaling pathway; synaptic vesicle recycling. The record is from RefSeq and is a predicted model, not a curated record. NCBI's taxonomy places the organism in Eukaryota, Metazoa, Chordata, Actinopteri, Labriformes, Labridae. Gene Ontology annotation, cellular component: cytosol; postsynapse; synapse. Gene Ontology annotation, molecular function: small GTPase binding; GTPase activator activity.